Wyeomyia smithii (pitcher-plant mosquito) is the source of this 5898-nucleotide messenger RNA. It is a transcript of the gene SRPK, whose product is annotated as SRSF protein kinase 3. The transcript is spliced from 2 exons. Gene Ontology annotation, biological process: protein phosphorylation; spliceosomal complex assembly; regulation of mRNA processing. Bases 681 to 2675 code for a protein of 664 amino acids. NCBI's taxonomy places the organism in Eukaryota, Metazoa, Arthropoda, Insecta, Diptera, Culicidae. The record is from RefSeq and is a predicted model, not a curated record. Gene Ontology annotation, molecular function: protein kinase activity; ATP binding.
GAAGAAUAGUGUAGUAUGCGGUGGUAGUUGAUUGGUUUCAUUUUCCUCGGUCGCGGUUUCAAAAACGCAUUUUAUAAGUUUAUUAUUUUGUUUAAUUUACCUCGAGCGUGAAUUGCAUCUAAACUGAAAUCGCUGAAAAUAGUGUAUAGUGGAAAAAUCAUCAUGCAAGAUCAAAUAAAAUAAGGAAAUGUUAUCUAUAGAAAGACUCAUUUAGUUGAAAGAACAUUGAUGGUAGGUUGAAGAUGGAAAAGAAGCGAAUAAUGUGUGUUGUGUGAGUGAGAGCGAAACCGGGAGACUUGUGUCGAGUUUUUCAUGCAAGAGCUGUCAAAGUAAAGACGAACAUCAUCGCAGCACACAUUUUUACGGGUCUCUUGUCGUCUUUUGCCAAAAGAAGGAAAAUUCCCGACGUUUUUAGCUUUUUUCAAUCUCGUAGCAAGGUGGUUCACGGACGGCCGGUGAAAAUUGUAAAUUUUGUCGAAAUUAGUGUGGUUUUCUUUUUUGUUCAUUUUUUUAGUUUUGCGGUCAGUGGUUUUCGGAAUAAAUUCUGAGUUGCAUAAGUUAAAACGCCAGAUCGCAGUUUCUGGGAGGAAGAAUAAGUAUUUCCUGUUGGGUGAUUGUCAGUAAAAAGCCACAUUCAGUAGACAAGCGAAAUUCGUCAGCAGCGGUGUGGAAGGCAAAAAAUGAAUGCAAAAUCCGACACCAAUAGGCAUGUACUAACUAUCCAGGCGAAAAAGAAGCGUCAUAAGACGGGAAAAAGAAAGGCUAAACAACAGGCACAGCAAGUAGCAGCACAAGCGGCCGCGACAGCUCAGCAGCAACAGAGUCAGUUGUCUCCUGAUAAUGAGAUGAAUCCGGUUCCGGCGAUUGACAAUCAACACCAGCAGUAUUCGAGCUUAGCAAGCAGCAACAAGAAAAAUAGCAGUUCCCACGAAUCGAUUGAUGACCGAGAUGAGGACCGGUUUCUCGACGAUGCCGCUGGAUACAGCAGUGAUGAAAGAGAAGGAGAACAAGAGUGUCGUGAAGAUUAUUGCCGUGGAGGCUAUCAUCCGGUUAAACUAGGAGAUUUGUUCCUGCAGAGAUAUCAUGUCAUCAGGAAACUGGGCUGGGGUCAUUUUUCCACUGUGUGGCUAAGCUGGGAUCUGGAAGAAAAACGAUACGUAGCGCUUAAAAUCGUUAAAUCUGCGCAGCAUUUUACAGAUACGGCUAAGGAUGAGAUUCAGAUUUUAAAAUCAAUACGAAACGCCGACCCAGAUGAUCCGAAGCGAAACAAAACGGUCCAGUUACUUAAUGAUUUUCGAAUUACUGGUGUCAAUGGGACGCACAUUUGUAUGGUGUUCGAAGUUUUGGGGCACAAUUUGUUGAAGCUGAUCCUGAAGAGUAAUUAUCGUGGAAUUCCGUUGUCGAACGUGAAGUCGAUCAUCCGACAAGUGCUAGAGGGAUUGGACUAUUUACACACCAAGUGCAAGGUAAUACAUACCGACAUUAAGCCGGAAAAUGUAUUACUGUGUGUCGACGAGACCUACAUUAGAAAGUUGGCUUGUGAGGCGACAGAAAUGCACACAAUGGGAUGCCGACUGCCGUACUCUUUGAUUUCAGCUGCUCCCCCACAGUUCCAGGAACAGCCACUUAGCCAAAAUAUGAGUAAGACUAAGAAGAAAAAACUAAAGAGGAAAGCCAAAAUGCAAUCGGAAUUGAUUCGUCAACAAAUGGAGCAUAUUCAACAGCAAGAAUUUGGAACAGCUGGGCCUCUACUGGAAAACGGUGCUAGCGAAGAGGCGGACUUGAUUUUGACCAAGAAAAAAGACCAACAGGAUAACCGUGAUGAUUGUGAAUCUCCAAUUGUAUCUCCGGAAAGCCCUCGAAUGUUACUACUAAAUGGUGAUCAAUCCGGUACCGGUUCUGGUUCGUCUGGCGAUGAAGACGAGGCUCCUGCGAAAGCAACUGUGAGUAAUGUAGCAUCAAACGCUUCCCCCAACUCAUCCAGUCCGGAUCAGUCUACUUCCAACAACAAUGACGAUUCAGUGUUGAAAAAAGCGUCAUCUUCCUCAAUCCCUACUGCUUCAUCAUCGCAACCAACAUCCACUAGCGGUGGCGGCAAACUGGACAUCAGCGAAUCGAUGCGAAAAAUUUUAUCUCGAGUGAAAGAACGAAAAGAUCCAGCUUUUGAGGUGUGCGAUGUGGAGGUGAAAAUCGCAGAUUUGGGUAACGCUUGCUGGGUAGACAAACAUUUCACGGAAGAUAUUCAGACGCGUCAAUAUCGCUCGCUAGAGGUUAUCAUCGGUUCUGGUUACAACACUUCGGCAGACAUCUGGAGUACGGCUUGUAUGGCGUUCGAAAUGGCUACUGGCGACUAUUUAUUCGAACCACACUCCGGUGAUAACUAUUGUCGGGAUGACGACCACAUCGCCCAUAUAAUAGAAUUAUUGGGGCCAAUUCCGAAGCGAAUUGCUCUAUCAGGUCGGAUGUCCAAUCAUGCUUUUAAUUCGAAAGGUGAGCUUCGAAAUAUCUCUGGUCUGAAACCUUGGGGUUUGGUCGACGUAUUGCGGGAAAAGUACGAGUGGAGCUUGGAGGAUGCGAUUGAAUUCAGUGAUUUCCUUAGCCCGAUGUUAAAUUACGAUCCGAAAACGAGGGCCACUGCCUCUGAGUGUUUGCAGCAUUCGUGGUUGAAGCAUUGAAACGUUACUUGUGCCGCGUGUGUCCGACUGUGAGCUUGUGUGAGAAAUGAAAAAUUGUUAAACAGUUGCGCUAAAAAGUGACAACAAUUGCGAAAAAAACGAGAUGAGAAGGGUAAAGGAAUGUUCUGACGGUGAUACAAAUAGAGGAGCCAUAAAUGAUAUUGCAAGUGGAUAGACGGAAACGGUGGAAGUAUGCAUUUGUGAAUAGUGAAUUGAUAAGAAAGGACUGAUAUAAAAGGGGCCGACCAAGACGGCACUAAGGAUAACAAAAAAUGAAGUAGAAAAAUUAACUAUUUGCGGACUGCAAACGACUACAGCAGACUAUGCAGCUAGAGAAGAUCUUCAUAGUGAAUUUGCAACAAAUGAACUGUUGCCACGAGAAUUUUUGCUGAGAACUUUAAAAUAACAAUAAAAGGAAAAGGUUAAAUCACCAAAAGAAAAAAAAUAACGAAUGAUUGUAUGAACCUCUACAAAGGAAUAUACAAAAGAAGAACAUUGGCAUAUGAUAGACUCAAAUGGUUGCUAAAAGAACAGAGCUUUUCCCUGCUGCUUUGAAACAGGCACUUUUCAGUAAUACAAAUGUGGAAGUAAAUGCUGGUAACCUACUUUGUACAUUACCUUUCAUCCUCCGCUUGCUCUGGCGAUUCCGGCCAAACCGGCAGCGGGGUAUGACAUUAUUAUACCACAAAACUUUUCUCUGCUAGACCUCAAUGGGAACGCAUACAAUGACCAACUGUAGGAUAAGGGAGAUUGGUCAGUUGUCAUACAGUUCAGUGUGAUUUAAAAUGAAACUCUCCCUCCCUAUUGCUAACCAAAGGACGUUGUUUGUAUUUAGCCGAACAAGUUGCAAGACACAAUGGGAAGAUAACACUGCAAACAAACUGCGACCAAUUUCCUGAUUUGUCACUUAAGUUGGCUUUGGAGGGAGUAAUCAGUUGAACAGUUUUUAGGGGGGAGGUUGAGUUCCCUAAAUGAUUUGCGACGAUAAAACAAAUAUCAAACAAAAUAACAAUAACGUUAAUAAGUUAUAGUAGUUAGUUGGAUGAGAUGAUAAAUUCCGUGGCAAAGUUAGUGGAAACUGUGUAAUCCUAUAAUGUUGAUAGACAAAAACAUUGAGAUAGAAAACGUGGAAAUUAUGUCACAUACAGGCACUUUUUAAAUGAUUAUAACUUAUUAGGAAAAAAAGCAAACAUAAGUAGCUUUGCAUAACAUUCGUACGUAGUGAAAGAUGUACACAUUCGUACCCAUUCACGCAUUACAAAAUACCCAUGUACACAGACGGACAGAGAAAGCCUUGCACGAUCAUCUAAACGCAUACCUAAAUCCCAACGCAUAUACCUAAACUCGUAACGUAUUAGCUAAUAAUAGAGAAUAUAAAUCGGCACGGCGUCGAAGUUAUAGUCUCUUCUUGAGGUCGUCACUAUGAACAGACAAGUAAGGGGGCGCUUAACAUUAGAAUCUGCUUGUUUGCAUUUUUUCAUUGCAAUCGAACAAGAUGCCCAUUAAAAAGCGUUCGAUAACUUCAAGAAUAAGUCCGACGAUUUGUUCACUUGUUUUGAAAAGAGUAAUUUAAAUAGGUCUUCUGUACUUGGGAAUUAACCCUAAGAAACCAUAAGAACAGCUGUGUGCCUAUUUCUGUGACUGAUUCCAGAAGCCAGUCACUGCAGAUAAUAUGUUUAUACCACACCGGUCUAACUUGCAUAAUAUGCUUAUAGUCAAAUAUUUCAGUGCUUAAAUUGUCAGUCUGACGUAUGCGUUAUACUUUUUUAACAUUUCAUGGUGCAGCCUUCCAUUACUAUAUCUUCAAAUAUCUCAUCCAAGAAAUGUAUAUUUUGGUCAUGUAGGAGAAUUCACACCACUAGGCUAGUGAGUUUCAGUAGAAAAAAAUGAGAUCAUCGGAAUGCGUUAUAAAAUAUUCAGCGGAAAGAGUGUAUUUUAUGGCUAGGGGUUUCGCACAUCGUUUAUUUGAGAUGGAGAUGAUAUCGUAAAAUAUAAUUCUAUAUUCAUUUGGCUGAGUUUGGCCAACUGUUUAUAAUAGUUGACUAAAACUUAAGCAACUCUGAUGUCCAGAAGAUAUCUGCCAGCAUCAACUUGAUACGUUAAGAUUAAUGGCAUUAGCAACAUUAGUUGAAAGCUAACAGUAAACGAAAGUCAGAUUUCGGUUUAAUCUGUAUUUGACUAGAAGAAAAGAAUUAAACGGAUUUCUUUUUCGUUUUCUCUGUAAUAUCCUUUUUUUUGCUAUACAGAAAAAAUGACUGACAAUUGGGAUGUAGUAUAAACUACUUGUACAAAUGCAUAAUGACGAUCUCAAAAAAUAAAAAAAAGAACGUUGACCGCGUGCCAGGUCAUAGGACACAUCGCCGUUGUCAAACCUGAAAACAAAAUUUAAGGUUAACGCAAAAUUAUAUGGGUUCGAAAGUAAGGACGCAGCGUCUGCAAGGUAGGAAAUAAUAUGUUUUUAUAGCAAAUAAUAAACAUCCCAACCAACUACCAAACACAACAAACAAGGCCUGCAUAAAGUCAGUAGAAAGCCAACACAAGUCGCGGCGCGACAGCAAAAAAAGGCUUUAAUAUCACUACUUUCCCUCGUUUUCCACAUUCUGUUCUGUCCGUUCGUAGGCAUAUAACUAUAUAUAAUUGUUGGUUAGUUUAUGGACGAUUACUCACAGGCUAAAAUAGAACACAUGGCAUAGUAUAAGACAUCAAGCUACCACUAAGUUGCCAUGGUUUUUGAGAUGUGGAACAACAGCAGAAUUUUUAUUGAAAUGAGAUUUUAUACACUUAUAAAACAGCAAACAACUACUACUAUCCAGAACAGACUUAACGGUUUACUCGAUAGGAAAGGUCUCGUCACACACAGAAUAUUGCAUUGCAUGUACAGGAAAGACAGUGAAGCAAAAUCACGUGGUAAAAAAUCAGCGAAGGUGACAGCAGGGGUACUAUUGAACUAUACCCUGGCGAAUUACAUUAUAUUCAAUGGAAGUAAGCGCAUGUUAUAUCGAUUAUACAUACCUAGAUAAGAAGUAGAACAACAGAGUCAGAGCCAGAACGAUGAAGUGUUUGUUUUUCUUUCUUACUGUUUAAUCUAUUUAUUUUGAACAACGGAGACUUGAGGCGUGUGAAAGCUGUAAUAAUAACGAUAUAAAUAUGAUUGAAAAAAAAAAGCAAAACCACUCUGUAGAGAAGUAGCAAAUAAUCUAGUAAUAAAUGAUCAUGGAUAAGA